Trifolium pratense (red clover) is the source of this 1636-nucleotide messenger RNA. Its product is annotated as ACT domain-containing protein ACR9. The coding region runs from base 172 to 1428 and encodes 418 amino acids. Lineage: Eukaryota; Viridiplantae; Streptophyta; Magnoliopsida; Fabales; Fabaceae. The record is from RefSeq and is a predicted model, not a curated record. The transcript has 6 exons.
AAAAAAAAAAAAAAAAAUUUCUUUUUCUAUAUAAUCCAUAAACAAAUAUUACACUCUGUUAGUUCUUCUUCUUCUUCUCUUCUCUUCUCAAACACCACAAAAUCACUCGCCGGAGCUCCGGCAAUGCUAUUUCCAUCCACAAUUCUCCACUAAAUUCACCAUUUCUCAGUGAUGGGGAUACCGUGGGACGAUAUCGUUGUGAUCCAACAUGCCAAGAACACCAACGAACCAACUGUUGUCACUGUCAAUUGUCCCGACAAAGCUGGUCUUGGCUGUGAUCUUUGCAGAAUCAUUCUUGAAUUCGGUCUUCGCAUUACUAGAGCUGACAUAUCAACGGACGGAAGAUGGUGCUACAUAGUAUUUUGGGUUAUUCCACAUCCUGCAUCACUCACAAUUGAUUGGGAAAGCUUGAAAACAAGGCUUCUUUCACCUUGUCCUUCAUGUUUGUUUUCUUAUAAUUUCAAUCAAUCUACUAAUCCUUCACCACCUCCAAUUUACUUGUUGAAGGUUUGGAUUAUUGAUCAGAAAGGAUUAUUACAUGAUAUUAAUGAAAUCUUGUGUAACCUUCAACUGACUAUUCAGAGAGUUAAAGUGAUGCCAACACCAGAUGGAAGGGCCCUAGAUUUGUUCUUUAUCACCGAUGAAAUGGAAUUGUUUCACACCAAAAAGAGGCGAGACGAUGUAUGCGAGCAUCUUAAGAAUGCCUUAGGAGAGAUGUGUAUCUCCAGUGAACUUCAGUUAGCUGGACCUGAAUAUGGACAUUUGCAGGGGUUUUCUUCUCUUCCACCGGCUUAUUCUGAAGAAUUAUUUGGUCCUGAGUUGUUAGACAAGGUGUCUUUGCAUCCUCUCAGUCAAGACAUGACAACGCUGAAGAAACCAACGGUUACGGUGGAUAAUACGUUGAGCCCAGUUCAUACUUUGCUUCAGAUACAGUGUGUUGAUCAGAAAGGCUUGUGUUAUGACAUUAUGAGGAUUUCUAAGGAUUCUGAUAUUAAGGUUGCUUAUGGUAGAUUCACUUCAAGUGUGAAAGGCUUUCAAAAUAUUGACUUAUUUGUUCAACAAAAAGAUGGAGAAAAGAUCCUAGAUCCCGAACGUCAGAAAACUCUGUGUUCCAGCUUAAAAGAAGAGAUGCUUCAUCCUUUGCGGGUUAUUAUAGUGAACCGGGGUCCGGAUAUUGAACUACUGGUUGCCAAUCCCGUAGAACUGUCUGGAAAAGGAAGGCCUCGUGUUUUCUAUGAUGUUACAUUGGCCUUAAAAGCAUUGGGAGUAUUCAUUUUCUCGGCUGAAGUUGUUAGACAUUCGACACAAGAACGCCAGUGGGAAGUCUACAGGUUUUUGUUGGACGAAAGCCGAGAAUUUCCAUUGAACAGCAGUAAAGCAAGAAGUCAGAUUGUGGACAAAGUUAGGAGAACAUUGAUGGGUUGGUAGUCUGGUUUAGCUUACUGUUUGAGUAUUUGUGCUGCUGGUGGUCCUUUUAAUGCCUUCCCUUUUAAAACCUAAAAUACCAACUUGGUUUACUGUUUAAAUUUGGUUUAGGUAUUAGAUUAGUUAUCUAACUAAUCAUGUAAAUUUGGCAUUGUGAUAGAUGAUUUUAUGUUUGUUUCCUUUUGGCUUUAGUGAAAACUUUUCUCGUCUA